Messenger RNA from Dipodomys ordii (Ord's kangaroo rat), 1491 nucleotides. It is a transcript of the gene Mars2, whose product is annotated as methionyl-tRNA synthetase 2, mitochondrial. The transcript is spliced from 2 exons. The coding region runs from base 1 to 1491 and encodes 496 amino acids. Gene Ontology annotation, molecular function: methionine-tRNA ligase activity; ATP binding. NCBI's taxonomy places the organism in Eukaryota, Metazoa, Chordata, Mammalia, Rodentia, Heteromyidae. Gene Ontology annotation, biological process: methionyl-tRNA aminoacylation. The record is from RefSeq and is a predicted model, not a curated record.
AUGCGCAUCUUCCCGCGCCGGUACGCGUGCGUCCUGCCGGCGGCCCUGUGCGACCGCGUGUCGGCGCAGUUCCGGCAGCUGUUCGGCGCGGCCGGCGUGGCCUCCACCGGCUUCCUCCGCACCACCGAGCCCCGGCACCGCGCGGCCGUGCGCCACUUCUGGGGGGAGCUGCGGUCCCGGGGGCUGCUCCGCAAGGGCCUCUACGAAGGCUGGUACUGCGCCUCCGACGAGUGCUUCCUGCCCGAGGCCAAGGUCACCCGGCAGCCGGGCCCGUCGGGGGAGCCGGUGCCCGUGUCCGUCGAGAGCGGGCAUCCGGUCUCCUGGACCAAGGAAGAAAACUACAUUUUCCGGCUCUCCCAGUUCCGGGAGCCGCUCCGGCAGUGGCUGCGCGGCGACCCGCACGCCAUCGCCCCCGAGCCCUUCCGCGGAGCCGUGCUCCAGUGGCUGGAGGAGGAGCUGCCCGACCUGUCCGUAUCGCGCAGCCGCCGCCACCUGCACUGGGGCAUCCCGGUUCCCGGGGACGACUCCCAGACCAUCUACGUGUGGCUGGACGCCCUGGUCAACUACCUCACCGCCAUCGGCUACCCAGACGCCGAGUUCCAGUCCUGGUGGCCCGCGACGUCGCACAUCAUCGGCAAGGACAUCCUCAAGUUUCACGCCAUCUACUGGCCUGCCCUCCUCUUAGGGGCCGGGCUGAGCCCACCGCACCGCAUCUACGUCCAUUCCCACUGGACGGUGUGUGGCCAGAAGAUGUCCAAGAGCCUGGGCAACGUGGUGGAUCCCAGGACUUGCCUGGAGCGCUACACGGUGGACGGCUUCCGCUACUUCCUCCUUCGGCAGGGAGUUCCCAACUGGGACUGCGACUACUACGAUGAAAAGGUGGUCAAGUUGCUGGACUCGGAGCUGGCCGAUGCCUUGGGAGGGCUUUUGAACCGAUGCACUGCCAGCCGGAUCAACCCUUCUGGGACUUACCCAGCCUUCUGCCCUGCCUGCUUCCCCAGCGAGCCGGGCCUGGCCGGGCCCUCGGCGCGUGCUCGGGCCGAGGACUAUGCGCUGGUAAACGCAGUGGCCGCCUUGCCCCAGCAGGUUGCUCACUACUAUGAUCACUUUCAGAUCUAUAAAGCGCUGGAGCAGGUAUCCGCCUGUGUUCGGCAAACGAAUGGGUUUGUCCAAAGGCAUGCGCCCUGGACACUGAACUGGGAAAGCCCGGCGGAUGCUCCCUGGCUGGGCACCGUGCUUCACGUGGCCCUGGAAUGUUUGCGAGUCUUCGGAACUUUGCUUCAACCGGUGACCCCGCACUUAGCUGACAAACUACUGUCUAGGUUGGGAGUCUCUGCCACCGAGAGGGGCCUUGGAGAACUCUGUUUUCUGCCCCGGUUUUAUGGACAUGCAUGCCCUUUUGAAGGGAGGAAGCUGGGUCGUGAAACAGGGCUUUUAUUCCCAAGACUGGACCAGUCUAGGUCUCGGCUGGUAAAAGCUCACGGGACCUAG